Molecule: messenger RNA, 4863 nt
Organism: Calidris pugnax (ruff)
Lineage: Eukaryota; Metazoa; Chordata; Aves; Charadriiformes; Scolopacidae
Gene: UNC13B
Product: unc-13 homolog B (C. elegans)
Exons: 41
Coding region: 1-4863 (1620 amino acids)
Biological process (GO): synaptic vesicle maturation; presynaptic dense core vesicle exocytosis; synaptic vesicle priming
Cellular component (GO): presynaptic active zone cytoplasmic component; neuromuscular junction; presynaptic membrane
Molecular function (GO): phospholipid binding; syntaxin-1 binding; calmodulin binding
Source: RefSeq, a predicted model, not a curated record
AUGGAGUUUGAUAAUGUCUAUUACUUGAGUAGAGUAAAAAAAGCUAAACUCCAAGGACCACCAGAUAAAUUCAAUACAUAUGUGACCUUGAAAGUGCAAAAUGUGAAGAGCACGACGGUAGCUGUGCGUGGUGACCAACCUUGCUGGGAACAGGAUUUUAUGUUUGAGAUCAGUCGGCUGGACCUGGGCCUAAUUGUUGAAGUAUGGAACAAAGGACUGAUCUGGGACACCCUGGUUGGAACCGUGUGGAUUGCUCUGAAGGCCAUUCACCAAUCUGAUGAGGAAGGUCCUGGGGAGUGGUCUACGCUGGAGGCAGAAGUUGUAAUGAAACAUGAUGAAAUCUGUGGAACCAAAAACCCAACUCCUCAUAAAAUUUUGCUGGACACAAGAUUUGAAUUACCAUUUGAUAUCCCUGAAGAAGAGGCCAGAUACUGGACCAGAAAAUUAGAACAAAUAAAUUCACUGGGAGAUGAUGAGUAUUCCUUUCACGAGGAAGUCCAGAAGAAACCAUUGCCCAGUGCUGCCUCCCAGUGUUCCUUUGAAGAUGCUGACAGCGCGGUGGACGACCGAGACAGCGACUAUCGCAGUGAGACGAGUAACAGCAUCCCGCCUCCCUUCCACACCACGGCGCAGCCCAACGCCUCCGUCCACCAGUUCACCGUUCCCUCCCGCCUGCAGCAGCAAGGGGUCCUGCGGGAAUCCUGUGCUGACUCCCUACAAAACUAUGAUCUGGAUUAUCGGGAGCACGUGGCCAUCAGUCCUGCUGGCAGUAGUAGAUAUGGCUCCUCUUGUAAUGUCAGCCAGGGAAGCUCUCACCUAAGUGAGCUGGAGCAUUCCCAUGAAAGUGCCCACGGCUCUGAGCAAGAAGAUGAUCACCAGGAGAGAGAGUCGAUUCAUUCCUACCACAGUUCGGGCAGCUACCAGAAGAAUGGUCAGGCGUGGCUCAGGGAGCAAGAGGAGCCUUGUGGCAAAGGAGAGGAGGAGAAUAAGGUCUGCCAGACAGAGGAGAAACGUGCAGACCGUCCUGCAGCCACGUUACCCCUGGAACUUGAGAAGCCCAAGGAUGUUGAUGCAGGAGCCCAAGUGAGCUACCAUGGUGACAACGAGCCACCACCAUUUCCUCCAGCAAGAGCCCAUUGGAUUAGAGCCAUUAGCAAAGUUCGACUGCAGCUUCAAGAGGGUCAAGAUGAGACUGAUCCAUCAAAACCACCCUGGCUCAAAGGAGGGCCUGCAGGUGGUCUCUAUGGCAUUGAUAGCAUGCCCGAUUUACGCAAAAAAAAGCCAAUUCCACUUGUCAGUGAUCUGGCCAUGUCACUGGUUCAGUCCCGGAAAGCCGGAAUUACCUCAGCAAUGGCCACUAGAACAUCUCUCAAAGAUGAAGAGCUGAAAUCUCAUGUCUACAAGAAGACCUUGCAAGCCUUAAUUUACCCCAUCUCUUGUACGACCCCUCACAACUUCGAAGUGUGGACAGCCACAACUCCCACCUACUGCUACGAAUGUGAGGGGCUGCUGUGGGGCAUCGCGCGGCAGGGAAUGCGCUGUGGGGAAUGUGGAGUCAAGUGCCAUGAGAAGUGCCAAGACCUGCUCAACGCUGACUGCUUGCAGAGAGCAGCGGAAAAGAGCUCAAAGCAUGGAGCUGAAGACAGAACCCAGAAUUUCAUCAUGGCCAUGAAGGAUCGCAUGAAAAUCCGGGAGCGGAACAAGCCAGAGAUCUUUGACUUGAUCAGAGAUGUGUUCUGUGAGAGCAAAUUGACACAUGCUCAGCAGAUGAAGACAGUGAAGCAGAGCGUGCUUGAUGGCACCUCAAAAUGGUCAGCAAAGAUCACGAUCACAGUGGUGUGUGCUCAGGGUCUGCAGGCCAAAGACAAGACCGGGUCCAGCGAUCCAUACGUAACCGUUCAAGUGGGUAAAACAAAGAAGAGGACAAAAACGAUUUUUGGGAAUCUGAACCCUGUUUGGGAAGAGAAGUUUUACUUUGAGUGCCAUAAUUCCUCUGACCGGAUCAAGGUGCGGGUGUGGGAUGAAGAUGAUGACAUCAAGUCUCGCGUCAAGCAGAGACUGAAACGCGAGUCGGAUGAUUUCCUGGGGCAGACAAUCAUUGAAGUCCGUACUCUGAGCGGAGAAAUGGAUGUGUGGUACAACCUUGAGAAGCGAACAGAUAAGUCUGCAGUAUCCGGGGCUAUCCGCCUGCAAAUCAGCGUGGAGAUCAAAGGCGAGGAGAAGGUGGCUCCAUAUCAUAUUCAGUACACUUGCCUUCAUGAGAACCUCUUUCACCAUCUCACAGAUGUGCAAGGGAAUGGGGUGGUGAAGAUCCCUGAUGCCAAAGGAGAUGAUGCCUGGAAGGUGUAUUUUGAUGAGACAGCACAAGAGAUCGUGGAUGAAUUUGCAAUGCGUUAUGGCAUUGAAUCAAUAUACCAGGCCAUGACGCAUUUUGCAUGUCUCUCCUCUAAAUACAUGUGCCCAGGCGUGCCAGCUGUGAUGAGCACCUUACUUGCCAAUAUCAAUGCUUAUUAUGCGCACACAACUGCCUCCACAAAUGUGUCUGCUUCGGACCGCUUUGCAGCCUCCAAUUUUGGGAAAGAACGAUUUGUGAAGCUUUUGGACCAGCUCCAUAAUUCACUUCGGAUUGAUCUCUCAAUGUACAGGAACAACUUCCCAGCCAGCAGCCGCGAACGGCUGCAGGACCUGAAGUCUACGGUGGAUUUGCUGACCAGCAUCACUUUUUUCAGGAUGAAGGUCCAAGAGCUGCAGAGUCCACCCCGAGCCAGCCAGGUGGUGAAGGACUGUGUAAAAGCUUGUCUCAACUCCACCUACGAGUACAUUUUCAACAAUUGUCAUGAGCUGUACAGUCGCGAGUACCAGACAGAUCCUAACAAAAAUCAGGACCUUCCUCCCGAGGAACAGGGCCCCAGCAUCAGGAACCUGGAUUUCUGGCCCAAGCUCAUCACUUUAAUAGUUUCCAUCAUAGAAGAGGACAAGAAUUCUUAUACCCCAGUCCUGAAUCAGUUUCCUCAGGAGCUUGCUGUUGGGAAGAUCAGCGCGGAGGUGAUGUGGAGUCUUUUUGCCCAGGAUAUGAAAUACGCAAUGGAAGAGCAUGAGAAACACAGGCUGUGUAAAAGCGCAGACUAUAUGAACUUACACUUCAAAGUGAAGUGGCUGUACAAUGAAUACGUUCGUGAUCUGCCUGCCUUCAAGGGAAAAGUGCCUGAAUAUCCAGCGUGGUUUGAGCAGUUUGUGAUGCAGUGGCUGGAUGAAAAUGAAGAUGUUUCCUUAGAAUUCCUGCAUGGUGCUCUGGAGAGGGAUAAAAAAGAUGGGUUCCAGCAAACAUCCGAGCAUGCUCUGUUCUCUUGCUCAGUGGUGGACGUCUUCACCCAGCUCAAUCAGAGCUUUGAAAUCAUUAAGAAGCUGGAGUGCCCAGACCCUGUUAUUGUUGCUCAUUAUAACAGGAGGUUUGCUAAGACUAUUGGGAAAGUGCUGAUGCAGUACGCUGACAUCCUCUCCAAGAGCUUCCAGUCCUACUGUUCCAAGGAGAAGCUGCCCUGCAUCCUGAUGAAUAACAUCCAACAGCUGAGGGUGCAGCUGGAGAAGAUGUUUGAAGCCAUGGGUGGUAAAGAGUUGGAUGCAGAAGCAAGUGACCAUCUCAAAGAGCUCCAGGUGAAGCUGAACAAUGUUUUGGAUGAGCUGAGUGCCGUGUUUGGUAACAGCUUUCAGACUCGCAUUGAUGAGUGCGUCAAGCAGAUGUCCGAUAUCCUCUGCCAGGUGAAAGGGACAGGAAAUGUUGCUGCUAACGCCAGAAACACAGUUGCACAAGACGCAGAUAACGUCCUGAGACCACUGAUGGAUUUCCUGGAUGGGAACCUGACGCUGUUUGCGACUGUGUGUGAAAAGACGGUGUUGAAACGGGUGCUGAAAGAGCUCUGGAGGGUGGUAAUGAAUACCAUGGAGAAGCUGAUUGUGCUGCCUCCUCUUACAGACCAUACGGGCACACAGUUGAUUUUCAGUGCUGCUAAGGAGCUGGGACACUUGUCAAAGCUGAAGGAUCAUAUGGUGAGAGAAGAAACUAGGAGUCUCACUCCAAAGCAGUGUGCUGUUUUGGAUCUGGCACUGGAUACGAUCAAACAAUAUUUCCAUGCUGGUGGGAACGGUUUGAAGAAAACCUUCUUGGAGAAGAGUCCGGACCUGCAGUCACUUCGCUAUGCUCUCUCUCUCUACACUCAGACCACAGACACUCUCAUCAAAACCUUUGUCCAGACUCAAACAGCUCAGGUGCAUGAUGGGAAAGGUAUUAGGUUUACCGCUAAUGAGGACGUUCUUCCUGAUAAGGGCUCUGGUGUGGAUGAUCCUGUGGGAGAAGUGUCCAUACAGAUCGACCUGUACACCCACCCAGGAACUGGUGAACACAAGGUCACGGUGAAAGUUGUGGCAGCCAACGACCUGAAGUGGCAAACGUCUGGUAUGUUCCGUCCCUUCGUUGAAAUCACCAUGAUCGGGCCCCACCAGAGCGACAAGAAGAGGAAGUUCACAACCAAGUCAAAGAGCAACAACUGGGCUCCCAAAUACAAUGAAACCUUUCACUUCAUUCUGGGGAAUGAAGAUGGCCCUGAUGCCUACGAGCUCCAAGUCUGCGUGAAGGAUUACUGCUUUGCUCGGGAGGACCGAGUGCUGGGGAUAGCAGUGAUGCAGCUCAGAGACAUAGCAGACAAGGGGAGCUGCGCCUGCUGGUGCCCCCUGGGGCGCAGGAUUCACAUGGAUGAGACUGGACUUACAGUCCUGAGGAUUCUCUCUCAAAGAACCAACGACGAAGUUGCCAGAGAAUUUGUAAAGUUGAAAUCCGAGUCCCGUUCCACGGAGGAAGGCACCUGA